AGAAGAGUAGCUACUUGGGAUCUAAUUGUACUUUUCAAACCAGAAGUAUACAGUGCUUCAUCUCUUGUGUACCACCGAUGCUCAAACUGUUCACACCCACUCCUUCCCUCCUUCUCUCGCAAGAUCGUGCUGUCACUUCUCGCCAGACCUGAGCAGUGAGUCGCGUGUUAAAAGGAAGUGACAGCGGUAAAAGGCCAUUUUCAAUCCCCCUAGGAGGGCAGGAGAAGAUAAGAUGCCGACCCUCCUGCAAAGUAUGGAUGAGACAGAGAAUUACCAACAAAGGCUGCAAGCUAUAGCGGAAAGGCGUCGCCACCAGGAAGAAGAAGAGAAGCUGAGGAGGGAAACAGACGAGGAGUGGUUGAAGACAGCUCAGAAAAAGAGGAAGUCCUUGAGGGACCAGUGGCUUAGUGAAACUGCCCCAGCUCCUGUCCUUCCUUCACUUGUCAGCUUUAGGCCCUGUCCUCCAAUGCAGGACGAAGCAGACGAGUACACAGCUUUGGAACAAACCAGAAGUCAAAAGAUGCCUGAAUACGAGGAGGACGAGGCAGCAGAUGCCAGCAAAUAUAAAGAAGCUUUCCAAGAGGAAAACAAAAAAUCUGUCAAAUAUACAGCCGCAGCCAGAACAUACAACAAUCAGGCUGGAGCUGACGAGGACGUGCAAGUGGAUAAAGAGGCUGAGGAUCACUUCUCCAUGUCAAUGACACACAGCAUAUUUCAUGAACGUGGGAAAGAUGCCCGAUCAGUGGAUAAAGAGGCUGAGGAUCACUUCUCCAUGCCGAUGCCACACAGCAUAUUUCAUGAAAGUGGACUAGAUGGCCGAUCAGUGGAUAAAGAGGCUGAGGAUCACUUCUCCAUGCCGAUGCCACACAGCAUAUUUCAUGAAAGUGGACUAGAUGGCCGAUCAGUGGAUAAAGAGGCUGAGGAUCACUUCUCCAUGCCGAUGCCACACAGCAUAUUUCAUGAAAGUGGACUAGAUGGCCGAUCAGUUGAUAAAGAGGCUGAGGAUCACUUCUCCAUGCCGAUGACACACAGCAUGUUUCUUGAAAGUGGGAAAAAUGCCCGAUCAGUGGAUAAAGAGACUGACGUUCACUUCUCCAUGCCAAUGACACACAGCAUAUUUCAUGAAAGUGGGAAAGAUGCCCGAUCAGUGGAUAAAGAGACUGAGGAUCACUUCUCAAUGCCGAUGCCACACAGCAUAUUUCAUGAAAGUGGGAAAGAUGCCCGAUCAGUGCAUAAUGAGGCUGAGGAUCACUUCUCCAUGCCGAUGCCACACAGCAUAUAUCAUGAAAGUGGGCAAGAUGGCCGAUCAGUUCUGGGAAUGCUGGCAGUGCAGGUAGAGAGAGACCCCAAGACAGGUGCCACUGUUGUCAGGUCAGUGGCCCCCGUGUCCACGCCAGCUGAUGCUCCAGUGGCUGCCACUGUCUUCGACGAUGGCAGGAUGAGCAUCCACACUGUCGGUGGGUCAGGAGUUCAACCCUCGACCGAAGAGCUCGGACAGAUCUUGAGCGUCAUCGAUGGGGUCGGGAUGAAAGUGCUGCUGGAUGAGGUCCCGGUCAUGCCAAACAAGGCAGAGACAAAUAUAGAGGAUAUAGAACCCGACAGAGCUCCAGAGGGUAAAGUCCUGUCUUUUUCCACCCGUCAUGACAUGUCAGAGGAGAGCAGUACGCAGUUAGACAGUUCCGGAAGCCACGAUUCUGAGGCUGAGAUGGGGAUAGAGGGUUGUGCUGUAAGUGUGGGGGAGGAGGUUCAAAAAGUGGACGGACACAUGAUCGAUGUUACAGACAUGGUAGGAAAAGUAGAUAGCAUCGAGGAUAACACUUUGGAGGAAGGCCCAGUCACCCUCGUGUUCAUGGGAUACACUGAUGAUACAACUGGAGAAAGUGUGUGUCUGGGACAAGACGACCAUGAAGGAAUGCUCACUGUGGAACGAGUGAUGAUCACUGAAGAUGGCGAAGAACAUGUCAUAGGACCUCAGGCAACAUUAGAUAAUGUGGCAGAACAAGAGGCAAAGAAAGAGCCCAAAGAGGAAGCAUUUCAGGACGUUCCCCUGGAUGGAAAUGGAGCCGGAGUUAAAGUCCUUGGAGACAAAGGUGAUAAUGGGCUGCAUAAUUCAUCUCCACCCAGUAUUGCAGAGGGAGAAAUCACUUCAAAGCGCAAGACCUGUCAGUGUUGCUCUGUCAUGUAAGAAAUGAUUGAGGAGAGAGACUCCCUCAGUUAUCAUCAGCCUUAAUCAUAUCAUUUCUUAUAUUUUUAUAUGCUUACACCUUCUAUUAGACACUGUAUGCUGCAUUGCUGCCCUAAUGACUGCUUUGAGACCAUAAACCCACCACCUGGUAUGGUCUUAUGAUGGUUCUGUCUCUGAGCACACACCACUUCACUUCCCUUUGCCAAAGAAAGACACAUUUAUUAUGCUGUAUGCCUUUUAUAGCAGCUGUGGACUAACAACAUCUCUUUAUCAAAAACCACUUCCUCCCCCUAGUGGCCAAAGUAAAGAAUUUCAACCUCACAAUUUCAUACCUCACCUCUGAAAACUCAACAUUUUCUCUGCUGUGGGACUUGUUCUGUGCCUUAAAAGAUAACAUGUUUAGCAUGGUUUUCUCAAGAGAUUAAAGUAAUUUACAGUUUGGGACACAUAUAUUUCUAACACUGAUCUUGGUAUGAUUUAUGGUUUUAAUUCAAUGUGAAUUUGAAAAUGUUUUAAUAUUUUAAGAUACCUUUACCUUUUUUACCCCUCAUCUUCUGUUUUAAGUAAUUUUUUAGACUCAAAAUCCUUCAAUUGGACUGCUACAGAAAUAUAUUCUUAGCACUGAAACUGUAUUUAGGCAAUUAUGCAGGGAAAUAAAAUGUUUGUCAAAUAUAUAUUUUAAUAAAUAUAUUUUAGUUGCUAAAUUAAUAUAGAAAAUGUGAGAAAACAUUUUGUUGCCUUAAAAAAUUAUGCAAAUCAAAAAUCUUCAGGGUUGGUGGAGUUGAACUGAGGGAAUUUGAACUCCUUCUAAAAAUCCUGUCUAUGAUCCUGUUACUAAUGUCUGCUUAAAUAUUUAAUUAUAGCUGUCACUGUAAUUUGGUAAAUAAAUAAUAAAUAAUGUGUGUAUAACAA
This is a messenger RNA of Scomber scombrus (Atlantic mackerel), 3097 nucleotides long. Its product is annotated as paralemmin-1-like. The coding region runs from base 233 to 2185 and encodes 650 amino acids. NCBI's taxonomy places the organism in Eukaryota, Metazoa, Chordata, Actinopteri, Scombriformes, Scombridae. The record is from RefSeq and is a predicted model, not a curated record. The transcript has 15 exons.